AUGAAAGCAAUAUCCUGCCACCUCCUUCCCAUCAAACCCCCCACAUCCACCCCCCUUCCGCGGCUGCUGCCACCGCCAACACACAUCACCCCCUCCACCACCACCACCACCACCACCACCCGCGCCAUCUCCAUCACCGCCCCAUCCAUCCCGGCCCCCGACACCAAUGCCUCCGACGAUGCCGUCUCCGCCUUCUGGGACUACCAGUUCCUCUUCGUGUCGCAGCGCGCCGAGACCGCGGACCCCGUCCCCCUCCGCCUGGUCGACGGCGCGCUGCCGCACGGAUUCCCCUCCGGCACCUACUACCUCACCGGCCCCGGCCUCUUCUCCGACGACCACGGCUCCACCGUCCACCCCCUCGACGGCCACGGCUACCUCCGCUCCUUCCGCAUCGACGCCGCUGCCGGGAGGGUCGACUUCGCCGCCAGGUACGUCGAGACCGAGGCCCAGACCGAGGAGCGCGACCGCCACACGGGAGAGUGGCGGUUCACGCACCGCGGCCCGUUCUCCGUCCUCAAGGGGGCGAAGAUGGUCGGGAACACCAAGGUGAUGAAGAACGUCGCCAACACGAGCGUCUUGCGGUGGGGAGGCCGCCUCUUCUGCCUGUGGGAGGGCGGCGAUCCCUACGAGAUCGAGCCGCGGAGUUUGGAGACUGUCGGGAGGUUUGAUCUUGCCGCCGAGAGGACGGAUGAUGCCGGCGAUGAUGAUGGUACGGUCAGGGCGAAGUUGUUGGACGUUGCUGCUCGGGUUUUGAAGCCUUUACUAUACGGGGUGUUCAAGAUGCCUCCCAGGAGAUUGUUGUCUCAUUACAAAAUUGAUGACAAGAGAAAUAGAUUAUUAAUAAUGUCAUGCAAUGCCGAAGAUAUGCUACUUCCACGUAGCAACUUCACUAUUUUCGAAUAUGACUCCAAUUUUAAGCUGCUGCAAAGCCAAGAAUUCAACAUCCCUGAUCACUUGAUGAUCCAUGACUGGGCCUUUACAGAUUCUCAUUACAUAUUGUUUGGAAACAGGAUCAAGUUGGAUAUUGCUGGUUCAAUGACAGCAUUAUGUGGAUUUUCUCCAAUGAUAUCGGCAUUAUCGGUAAAUCCAAGCAAGACAACUUGUCCAAUUUAUUUACUUCCAAGAUUUGAAGACACUAAAUCUAGGGAUUGGAGAGUUCCAAUUGAAGCACCUUCACAAAUGUGGGUUCUUCACACUGGAAAUGCAUUUGAAGAGAAAUAUGAAAAUGGAGAUCUUCAUAUUCAGAUCCAAGCUAGUACUUGUUCCUACCAAUGGUUCAAUUUCCAGAAAAUGUUUGGAUAUGAUUGGCAGACUGGUAAAUUGGACCCUUCCAUGAUGAACUUGAAACGAGGCCAAGAAACUUUGCUACCUCACUUAGUCAAUGUUAGUAUAAAAUUGGACGUGGAUGGGAAUUGCCAAGAUUGCAGUGUAGAUAACCUGGCUGAGUGGAGCAAACCGACGGAUUUUCCGGUGAUAAAUCAGGAAUUUUCCGGCGGCCGAAACACUUACGUCUAUGCAGCUUCCUCCUCCGGCUCGCGCCAAGCCUUGCCGCAUUUCCCGUUCGACACAGUGGUGAAGAUGAACACGGCCACCAAAGCCACCCAAACUUGGUCUACCGGCCGCCGUAGAUUCAUCGGAGAGCCGGUAUUCAUACCGAAAGACAGCGGUGGUGGUGAAGACGACGGCUUUCUUCUCGUAGUCGAGUAUGCGGUAUCUACACAAAGAUGUUAUCUUGUGAUUUUGGACCCUAAACUUAUUGGCAAAAGGAAUGCUCUAGUGGCAAGGUUUGAAGUCCCAAGGCAUUUGAAUUUUCCUCUUGGAUUUCACGGAUUCUGGGCUCCUACGUCCCCAUCGGAGCGCCACGUGUCAUCCCCUACAAGGAAUCUAGAAUUUUCUCAUGAAUGUAUUGGAGCGACCUAAUUGUAAUAUGGUAAAUGAAAAAUAGGUGCAAAUUAUGACGGAGAUGCUAGAGUAGUAAAAUGGUCAUAUUUAGAACUUUGUUUAUGAACAUUGGUUUAGUGAAUGUUAUGUUCGUUUUCUCUGUA
This is a messenger RNA of Salvia hispanica, 2045 nucleotides long. RefSeq names its product carotenoid cleavage dioxygenase 7 (gene CCD7). NCBI's taxonomy places the organism in Eukaryota, Viridiplantae, Streptophyta, Magnoliopsida, Lamiales, Lamiaceae. Gene Ontology annotation, biological process: carotene catabolic process. The record is from RefSeq and is a predicted model, not a curated record. Gene Ontology annotation, cellular component: chloroplast stroma. Gene Ontology annotation, molecular function: 9-cis-epoxycarotenoid dioxygenase activity.